This is a messenger RNA of Cajanus cajan (pigeon pea), 747 nucleotides long. RefSeq names its product Stress induced protein (gene EM1). Lineage: Eukaryota; Viridiplantae; Streptophyta; Magnoliopsida; Fabales; Fabaceae. Gene Ontology annotation, cellular component: cytosol. The record is from RefSeq and is a predicted model, not a curated record. Gene Ontology annotation, biological process: response to abscisic acid.
AAAGAACCUUUCUACCCUCAGUUUUGUGAGCAUUAACCGUCAAGUGUUUUUCCUUUACACUGUUUUACUCGCGAACUUGCAAGAGGAAUAAUAGCAUGGCAUCUCAGCAAGCAAACCGUGAAGAACUUGAUGAGAAAGCAAGGCAAGGUGAAACUGUGGUUCCUGGUGGCACUGGUGGGAAGAGUCUUGAGGCUCAAGAACAUCUUGCUGAAGGAAGGAGCCGUGGAGGGCAGACAAGGAAGCAGCAGCUAGGGUCAGAGGGGUACCAUGAGAUGGGGAGCAAAGGAGGGCAGACAAGGAAGGAGCAGAUGGGGAGAGAAGGGUACCAAGAGAUGGGACGCAAGGGAGGACUCAGCACUAUGGAUAAGUCUGGUGGAGAGCGUGCUGAAGAGGAAGGCAUAGAUAUUGAUGAGUCUAAGUUUAAGAAGCACUAAAAUAUGUGAUCAAGUAGUGUUUGGUUGUAGUUGUUUUAAUGUGUGUUUCGAUGUAGUAGUAGCAGUAGUGAAUAUAUGCAGGAGACUAGUACUAUAAUGUAUGUGUUUUGAUGCUCCUGUUUGGUGGGAAUGGUAGGUAUGUUUAGGUCUCGGAACCUUAGGUAGUGGUUUUUAUCUUAAAGCAAGAGAUGGAGCAUGUCCAGCAUGCAUCCAUGGUGGUCUGUUUUUAGGAAGUGUUAAAACUGUCAACGGAGACUCUUUUCCAUUGAACAGUGAAUGUUCUCUUAUCUAUGAACAUUUAGAGUUCUAUCAA